Apodemus sylvaticus (European woodmouse) is the source of this 5210-nucleotide messenger RNA. It is a transcript of the gene Cln8, whose product is annotated as CLN8 transmembrane ER and ERGIC protein. The transcript has 6 exons. NCBI's taxonomy places the organism in Eukaryota, Metazoa, Chordata, Mammalia, Rodentia, Muridae. The record is from RefSeq and is a predicted model, not a curated record. Gene Ontology annotation, biological process: lipid homeostasis. Bases 753 to 1619 code for a protein of 288 amino acids. Gene Ontology annotation, cellular component: endoplasmic reticulum; membrane.
UGUUUGCUCAGCGCGCGACACUGUCGUGGGUGAUUUCUCUGGCGCUAGGGGCGGGAUUGCCCGAAAGCCGAACGCCAGCUGAGGCGGGGACAAGGAUGGGCGUGGGGUCCUAAUCUCCAGUGCCACCCACCCGCCGGUAUCCUGUCUGGCUCCUGUCACGAGGUGUGUCUACGGCCCAGGAGCUCCUGGGACCGAGAGUCUGAGCAGCUGAUGGGCCAAGAGGCGGCGCCCCUCUUCUGCUCCCCUGAAUGCAGGAAGAGUGUGAGCAUUUGGAAAAGGCCAUGAUUAAGGAAACUUCAGAGAAUCCUUUUAGGAUACAGAAUAGAUGAAGGACGCUGAUUGGCGAUGUUGGUUUCGAAGACAACACGGGCUGCCCAGAGCUUCCUGGGUGCUGCCUUGUAGAAACACAGAGCAGGAGGUCCGAGCACAGAACCAGCUUGGGAAGUUUAUAACCAGGCUGCUGCAAAGACUAGAGCCGAGACUGGAGUUCUACCGGAGGAGCAUUGCCCAAGGUCCACGUUAGUGCUCGCCUGCCUUCCAGGCUGAGAAUCACGGAUUCAUCUUGUUCCGUUCUCUUGUGCUCCCUGCUAGGUACCUUGCAGGGUUUUUGAAUCUUUGUGAGCAUAAGAGUGAGGUUGAGAAUGGGUACCCGAGGAUCCUAGAGACAGCUUCACUGCAGGUGAGGAGUGGUGUCAGGCCCCCUGCCCCCGUGUUGGCCCCGGGCACACUCCUGGCAUCCAGAUUUUAGGAUCAUGACUCACGUGAGCAGCCCUGUCGUGGCGGAGAGCAUUUUUGACCUGGACUAUGCUUCCUGGAAGAUUCGGUCGACUCUGGCGGUGGCCGGUUUUGUCUUCUACCUGGGCGUCUUUGUGGUCUGCCACCAGCUUUCAUCCUCCCUGAAUGCCACCUACCGCUCUCUGGCUGCCAAAGAGAAGGUCUUCUGGAACCUGGCAGCGACCCGCGCCGUCUUCGGUGUCCAGAGCACAGCGGCGGGCCUGUGGGCCCUGCUGGGAGACCCCGUGCUCUAUGCCGACAAAGCUCUCGGGCAGCAGAACUGGUGCUGGUUUCACAUCACCACAGCCACUGGCUUCUUCUUCUUUGAGAACGUGGCUGUUCACCUGUCCAACCUGUUCUUCCGCACUUUUGACUUGUUUCUGGUUGUCCACCACCUCUUUGCCUUUCUUGGGUUCCUCGGUUCAGCGAUCAACCUCGGGGCUGGCCACUACCUCGCUAUGACCACGUUACUCCUAGAGAUGAGCACGCCCUUCACCUGCGUUUCCUGGAUGCUCCUGAAGGCCGGUUGGUCAGACUCCCUGUUCUGGAAGGUCAACCAGUGGCUGAUGAUCCACAUGUUUCACUGCCGAAUGAUCCUCACCUACCACAUGUGGUGGGUGUGCCUCUGUCACUGGGAUGCCCUCACCAGCAGCCUGUACCCGCCCCACUUGGGACUGUUCCUCUCUGGGCUGGCCCUGCUCACCUUGGUCAUCAACCCUUACUGGACACACAAGAAGACCCAGCAGCUUCUCAAUCCCGUGGACUGGAACUUUGCACCGGCGGAAGCCAAGGGCAACAGGCAGGAGAGGACCAAUGGCCAGGUGCCUCCGAAAAAGAGGCUGUAGCCUCGCCUAGGGACCGGGUGGACCGCGAUGCCGAUUGGCGGGCGUCCAGGGUUGGGCGAAGCUCCGCAGUGACGCAUGAGGAUGACGUGAGCGAGUCUAGAUCUAGGCGAAUACUAACUUGUUCCCUCGUAUGAAUUCUCAAGUACCCAUGAAGUAUUGCUGGGGCCCUGACGUGCCUGCAAGAGGUCUUUGCCAUCAUGGCCUUCCUGAGUCUUCCAGCGCAACCCGAACCGCAGCAUUAUCUGCCGAGGCAGGAGCUAUGGUGGCCAGUCUGGAUCCCUGAAAGGAUUCAUCCGGAAAGACCCCUUGUGGGUGUAGACGACGUGCCUUAUUUGGAAGUCGUGUUCUUAGUCAUCGCAACGAACUGACCCUAAGAAAAUGUGAUUUGCUGAUUAUUUAUUUACUAGCGUGGGAAAUUUUAAACCUGUGGCAGUGCACUGCCCUCUAGUGACAAGAGGAGGAUGGACACAGUUAUGGUAAGGGGUUCUUCUUGGUGGUCCGUCCACCCCUCCCAGGCAUGGCAGUGGUGUGAGAUCUUGAACUCCGAAAACAACAAAAGACCCCCAAGGAACCUAAUAGCCUCUUUUUAAAUGAGAAUUUUUAGUGAUAUAUUUCUUAAUUGACAGAAGAAGGUGUCUGGAUCUUUGAGCUGUUUCUAAUCGACCAGAGUGACUAACCCAGCCCCCGAUUCUGCUCUGUCUUUCCCCUCUAGGCUGUGAGGGGCUCCUGUACUCAAGAGAUGCUAGGGUGCAGAGCAAGCAGCUUGCCUGACGUGACCAUGAGCACAUACCCUCAGUGCGCUGUUUGCGGGUUAGACCUCCAGACACCGGCUAGCAAUGCUAUUGGCAGACAUAAAAACUUUCCCCGAGAACAAUUCAAGUACAGGGGUUUUUUGUUUGUUUGUUUGUUUUUGUUUUGUCAAAACUACCUGUGACGUGGUGGUUGCUCUUAAAAAUCAUGUGUGACUAUGCCUGCCAUGGUCGUCGGCCUCUGCAUAUUUGGAGUGUUAGCCCUUUAACUUUAUCGGGAUGUAUGAUGCCUAUUUAUUUCAGUCUAAGAAAGCCCUUUCCUUGUGUUCCUAAGAUUACCAACUGAAAACCUGCAGCUCCUAUGUCUGCUUUGUGGAGGCACUAGCCUGGCUUUUUUUUUUUAAACUGGGCAGAAGUUUAAUAAAGUGACGGCUCUUUCCAAAACCCAAACACACUUCCCAUCUGAUAACGUGACCUGAGGCUCACUGAGUGUCUGAGAACACUCCGCGUCCUGAACAUGUUGGCAAGUCUUCAUGGGACCAGGAUGCAAUUGGGGAGCGUCUUAGUCGGGGUUUGUAUUCUUCACAAAACAUCAUGACCAAGAAACAAGUUGGGGAGAAAAGGGUUUAUUCAACUUACACUUCCACAUUGCUGUUCAUCACCAAAGGAAGUCAGGACUGGAACUCAAUCAGGGCAGGAAGCAGGAGCUGAUGCAGAGGCCAUGGAGGGAUGUUUCUUACUGGCUUGCUUCCCCUGGCUUGCUCAGCCUGCUCUCUUAUAGAACCCAAGACUACCAGGCCAGGGAUGACACCACCCACAAUGGGCCCUCCCACCCUUGAUCACUAAUUGAGAAAAUGCCUUACACCUGGAUUUUAUGGAGGCAUUUCCUCAAGGGAGGCUCCUUUCUCUGUGAUAACUCCAGCUUGUAUCAAGCUGACACACAAAACCAGCCAGUACAGGGAGUUCAUCUGACAUUGUCUGGCCUCUACUAGGAUCGUGACCUCAGGUUACAUCCUCUCUUCAGGUGCGUCAGCUGAGCCCAUAGUUCAGGUGACCUUUGGUCGCUCCACACACACCUCCUUUCUGACCAGGACUUGUCCCCGGAACCUUGGAGACAAGUAUCCAUGAGAAGGCUCUAGGAUGCAGUGAGCAGUGGUCCCUGCCUUUACUGCCCAGAGCAGUGGGUCUCUCACUGUGAUCUUUUAAUACAGUUCUUGUCCCCAGCCAUGAAAUUAUUUCCGUUGCUACUUCAUAACCAUAAUUUUGCUGUUGUCAUAAUUAAAUAUCUGUCUGUUCCAACCCCUUGUGAAAGGGUCGGUUUGACUACCAAAGAGGUCGUGACCCACAGGUUGAGAACAACUGUACUAGAGACUGGCCACCCUUCCCAGCUAUAGCACCUUUGUAGUCCCCACUAUCCUGCCAGACAGGUCUUGGAGAAGGGCAUGGUUCAGAGGACACCGAGGAGCCCCAGCUCGCUGACGUGAGCCUGGGCUUAACCUGCUCUGUGGCCCACACUGGCCAAGAUUCCGCUGCGUGUGCGUCCCACUAGACCCCUGCAUCCGCUGUGAGGAAUUAGGACAGGGUGUCAUGGCUUCACAGUAGAGAACUUACCCCGUGUGUAUGAAGCCUGCCUGACUUCCAGCCGCUGCAGAGAAGGUGCUCUCCCACUUGACUAGUGUGGAAGACCCAAAGAGUUCUCCCUUUCUCUCAAGGUAGAUGUUUACAUGUCCCCCUGUUUUCAAGAUCAGAGACUGUGAGGAGCCCGGGGCAUUGACUGAUGGGAAACAAGCCAGUGUCUUCCCAGUCUCUUGUCCUUGCCCCUUUAAUUUAGCACCAAGGGUCCGUCUUCUCUCAGCAUGCCAUAGGCUCCCCAAAGUAUCGCUGGACUUGGUGCGGCACCGCUAGUGACUAACUGUGUGCUGUUGACUUCCAUGCCACACAUGGGCCACAUGGCUCCCGUUCCACAGACAGAGCUCCUCCUCCGAGGCCCUGCUGCUUCCACAGCAACACUGCCAGCAGGAGGCCACACCCCGCCUGAGCUCGUAAGUCCCUGUUCACACAGCCCGUGGUGACCCUCCUGAUGGGAAUUAGGAAUUAUCUCAGUCCUGUGUGCAACACCUGAGCCUGGGUACCAGAGGACGAGCAGAGACCAUUUCUAGUCUUGUAGGCUGGAGGUCCGAAGGCAGGCGCUGGCAGCUUCCCUCAGGAAGAGGCUCAGUCCUUCCUAGGUGCAACGUUUCUCUACCCCACAGGAGAAAGGUUUGCCACGUGUCUAAAGAACAGAAGGGCAGCAAAGACACAGGGAGCCCAUGUCAGUUCCCUGGAGGCCUUUAUAAGGAUCACUGGCUGGAUACAUGGUGACUGACGUGUUUUCUUUGGCUGGGGCUGUUGCUGAUUGUGAAAGCUGGUGACUGGGAAGAGGCCCUUCCCUGUGCCCCACCAGGGAUGUAAUGUGUCAGCAUAAACUUAGAGGGGUGCAUUCCAAUGCAAGUACAAAAUGCGUGUUGCCACACCCCGUGCCAGUAAGAUUUCAUGAGCUCCACAAAGGGCUCAUAUCUGUAGAGAAAAUAUUUUGUGUAUUGUAUGGAUGCAUCACCUGUCAAUUAAAAAGCCUAUGGCCUAUGGCUUAGACAAAAAAAUAAAAGGCGGGACAUCUGGGAGGCAGAAGGAAUUCUGGGAUAGAGCCAGGCAGGUGAUUGCCUGGGAAGAUGCGAGGAGACUGACGCACGGUACCUGAACACAGGUAACCAGCCACACAGCAAAACAGAUUAAAAUAAAUUUUAAGUUAUGAUUCGAGUCAGAGAAGAGCCUAGCUAUAUGGCCACGGUAUUUUGUAAAUAUA